This is a messenger RNA of Erigeron canadensis, 1773 nucleotides long. Its product is annotated as MLO-like protein 1. Gene Ontology annotation, cellular component: membrane. The record is from RefSeq and is a predicted model, not a curated record. Gene Ontology annotation, biological process: defense response. The coding region runs from base 1 to 1476 and encodes 491 amino acids. NCBI's taxonomy places the organism in Eukaryota, Viridiplantae, Streptophyta, Magnoliopsida, Asterales, Asteraceae. The transcript has 14 exons.
AUGGCGGGGGGUCAUGAAGGACAAGAAGGGACUACGUUAGAGUUUACGCCAACAUGGGUUGUUGCCGCCGUGUGUACGGUCAUGGUUGGUGUUUCCAUGGCCGUCGAACGUCUACUAUACUACUCUGGCAAGAAAUUACGAAAGGGUGGUCGGAAGCCACUCUAUCAAGCAUUACAAAAGGUCAAGGAAGAGUUGAUGUUGUUGGGGUUUGUAUCACUACUAUUAUCUGUUUGUCAAGGCGGGAUUGUCAAGAUUUGUGUAGACGAGGAUAUUAUGAAACACUUUCUACCUUGCUCAUUAGACGGAGAAGAGCACCCAUAUUCACUUCGCCAAUUGCUUGAAGACAAUGAAUCACCGAUGGGCUAUUGUGCUCUGCAGAACAAGGUCCCAAUGUUAUCCCCUGAGGCACUGCAUCAUCUACACAUUUUUAUUUUCGUACUUGCUAUUGUGCAUGUGACAUUUUCUGUUCUCACCGUUGUAUUUGGAGGGAUUAAGAUUAGCCAAUGGAAACAAUGGGAAACGUCUGCCAGAGACGAUAAAUUCAACACUUCAAGAGUUCUUCAGCCGGAAGUCACAGUUACAAAUCAUGAUUUCAUCAUGAAACGCUUCAUGGGUUUUGGCAAACGUUCAGCUGUUCUAGGUUGGAUGGAAUCUUUUUUCAAGCAAUUCUAUGGAUCAGUCAACGAAGCAGACUACAUUGCUCUAAGAUUGGGAUUCAUAACGACACAUUGCAGGGGGAACCGAAAAUUCAAUUUUCACAAGUACAUGAUGCGAGCUCUUGAAGAUGACUCUAGGAAAGUUGUCGGCAUCAGUUGGUAUUUGUGGAUAUUUGCGAUCAUAUUUUUGUUGCUGAAUGUCGACGGUUGGCAUACAUAUUUUUGGAUAGCAUUUUUUCCCUUCAUCUUGCUACUUGCUCUGGGAACCAAAUUAGAACACAUAAUCAUUCAGUUAGCUCAUGAAGUUGCCGAGAAGCAUUUAGCUGUAGAAGGUGAACCAACAGUAAAACCUUCAGAUCAUCACUUCUGGUUUCAUCGACCAAAGAUUGUUCGUCAGUUUAUACAUUUUAUCCUCUUCCAAAAUGCGUUUGAAAUUGCCUUCUUCUUCUGGAUAUUGGUUCAAUUUGGCCCUGAUUCGUGUAUAAUGGGAAAAUGGAUUUAUAUCAUCCCGAGGCUCCUGAUUGGGGUUUUUAUUCAAAUUUUGUGCAGUUAUAGUACUCUACCACUUUACGCACUUGUAACACAGAUGGGAAGUAAUUUCAAGAAGUCGAUAUUUGAAGAACAUAUACAAGCAGGUCUAAUCAGUUGGGCUCAAAAAGCCAAGAAAAAGAAGUCAGUAAACAUCACAACCCACACAUCAGGCCCAGAUGGUUCUGGUGGUGAUCCACACAGUGGUGGUCCACACGGCGCUGGUGAUGCAGCUGAGUUGCAAGACAUUCAUAUCGCUAAAGAUUCGCAACAGGAGGGUACUAAUGCAUGAAGUCUCAUGAUCACAUUCCUUCCUAAAACUUGUGAUACCAUCCAGCCUUAGAAAUGGUCAAUAUGAGUCUGUAACAUGAUGUGUGUCAAUGAUCGUAUAUGAGCACCCUAGACGACGUAACACUACUCAAUGAUUUGAAAGCAAAAUCAUAUCGAAUGGUUAAGAUCAUGAUUUGACUCUGAUCCAAAAAAUAGAUGUUUAAUUGAUAAAAAUUAUGGUGUAUCAAUCAAAACAUCUGUCUAGUUAGUUGGUAUGAAGUUACAAAAUGUAAAAUGCUUGAUGUUUUAGUUUUAAGGC